Messenger RNA from Histoplasma mississippiense, 954 nucleotides. RefSeq lists its product with no specific name. Gene Ontology annotation, molecular function: protein kinase binding; cyclin-dependent protein serine/threonine kinase regulator activity. Lineage: Eukaryota; Fungi; Ascomycota; Eurotiomycetes; Onygenales; Ajellomycetaceae. The transcript has 2 exons. Gene Ontology annotation, cellular component: nucleus; cyclin-dependent protein kinase holoenzyme complex. Gene Ontology annotation, biological process: regulation of cyclin-dependent protein serine/threonine kinase activity. The coding region runs from base 1 to 954 and encodes 317 amino acids. The record is from RefSeq and is a predicted model, not a curated record.
AUGGUUGCUGGCCUGUUGACCAAGAUAACCACAACCAAUGAUCAGCAACAUCAACAUAACCAUCGGAGCAUUCCGCCAGUUGACAGCCCACGAGGCAUCAGUGCUCAGACCACCAGCGUGCUCGCCUUCCAUGGAAAAAACGUCCCAAGCAUUACUAUUCUGAGUUAUCUGAGCCGCAUACACAAGUACUGCCCAACCACUUAUGAAGUUUUCCUAAGCCUGCUAGUCUACUUCGACCGCAUGACCGAGAUGGCAAAUACAGGUUAUAUCCACAGCUUGCAACAAAGGUCCGAUCAAUACAGGAGCGGUGUGGGCCCACAUUCUUCUUCCUCACCCUCCUUCCCGUCUACGGUUACUUCAAACCGUCCCACUACACGCGAUUCUAUCGUCACGCCCCCCUCCUCCAUUCAGAUGCGGGCGCGAGACACCGAUCCACCCUCCCCAUCCCCGCCUUCCGCAAUAGAUUCACAGUCCAUCGUGCCUUCUAGAACUGCCCUGGAAACAUGUGAAGACGACAUACUCAGUCUCCCUCAUUACUUUGUGGUCGACAGUUUCAACAUCCACCGCCUAGUUAUCGCAGGUGUGACUUGUGCGAGCAAGUUUUUCUCUGAUGUCUUCUACACCAACUCUAGAUACGCCAAGGUUGGUGGCCUCCCUCUCCUCGAGCUUAACCAUCUUGAACUUCAAUUCCUCCUCCUAAAUGACUUCCGUCUUGCCGUUCCAGUUGAAGAGCUGGAAGCUUAUGGCACAAUGCUUGUUGAGUUCUAUGCGAGAGAAGUGGUAGCGCAACAGCAGCAACAACUGCCUCAGCAGCCACAGAGCCCUGGCGAGAGUCAAGACUCCUUCAGCAUGACAGGCCGCCGAGCGAAGGAGGGCCCUCAUAUCCAACGGUGUCCUAUCCGAGGGGAAUUCCUCGUGCAAGGAAAUGUUUCGCUAACCCCGACCCCUCCCUAA